This is a messenger RNA of Didymodactylos carnosus, 612 nucleotides long. Lineage: Eukaryota; Metazoa; Rotifera; Eurotatoria; Philodinida; Philodinidae. The record is from the annotation of a GenBank genome assembly.
AUGUCUACACUCUUCAUUAAUACAAGUCAGUUACCAGUAGAUGUAUUAACGUUUAACGAUAAUAAAUUUUAUGACUUUGUCAAAAAUAUUUGUAGAGAGACCGAAGAUGAAUUAUUAGAAGUGCAACAAAUAGCAAAUGCUCGGGCUUUAUUAUUGACUGAUGAUGUAUUUGGUAUUAUGGAUCUCGAUUGUCCCGAUUUAAUUAAUUUAAAAAAGAAAAUAUCAUUUACAUUAACUGAUGGCUCAUUUCUUUUAAAAGCUGAUAUUAGGGCAAAUAUUAAAUAUUUAAAAGAACUAUUUUUGAUAAAAAAUGAAGAAAUAAUGACAGAGACAAAAUUAAAAUCAAAACAACAAACAACCAUAGCAACAGCUGCUAGUAAUUCCACUCCACCAUCAUCAUCAUCAUCGUUUUUAACAAUAGCAUUAGUUUCAACUAAUUCAGUUACUCCAUUACCGCCACCAGCAAUGACAAUACAUGAACAUAAAGAUUUUAUAUUAAAAUUAAUUAAACAGUGGUGUUUAGAUAAUAAAGAAAACGCUGGUUUAGAUGAUUUUGAAUUAAGGGAUGGAGAAGAUUUUACAUUAAGGUUACAUGAUAAUCAUAAUAUUUAG